CUCAAACCGUCAUCUGCCAUUGUCCUGCUGUCGUCUUUUCUACCCUUUGUCCGCCUCGUAGAAAUAAAGAGUGGUCUUUUACCCAUAACUUGGCUGUUCGAUGGCAUCGUCGGUUUUCUACCGGUUCAAAGCUCAGAAGGAUGAGUCGAGGAUAAAUUUUGACGGUACCGGCAUAUCUGUCUUCGACCUCAAGAAAGAGAUCAUUCUAGCAAACAAUAUGUCAAAAGCCAAUGAUUUUGAUCUCAUCGUACUCGAUGGCUCUUCCGGAGAAGAGUUCAAGGAUGACUCUUAUUUUAUACCCCGUUCCUCAUCUGUGGUGGUGAAACGAAUAUAUGCUCGCCCUGGGAAGGGCAAGGCUGCUAUGUAUACCAGCAGUGCGGGAAAUGCUUCAACGACAUCUGAGGUACCUUCCCGAACGUCUGGAGGCGCCAGCACUCCCGGGUCUUGGCAUAGGGGUACAGGUAAUAUUUCUAAGCGUUUUGAUGUCAAAGUGGAGAAGGAUGCUUCCACCGUUACUCUCAAAAGUGCACAGGCAAUUUCCGUCAAAACCGCCGUCACGAAUGAAGACGAAGCUGCAGCCAUGGCGGCCAUGUUCCAAAUGCAAAGUGCAAACUGGGAGGAGACCCAGGAAAAGAUGUCUCAUGCCGCCCGCAUUCCCAGUGCACUCCGAGGUUCCUCACUAGGAGGUCGUGGUGGGAAACACUACCAUCACCAGCCGGACCGCCCGCUACCUGCCAGCUAUGUAUGCUACCGUUGCGGCCAGAAAGGUCACUGGAUACAAGACUGCCCUACAAACAACGACCGUGACUAUGAUAAUCGACCUCGCAUCAAGCGUACGACCGGUAUUCCUCGCAGCUUCUUGAAAGCAGUUGAGACGCCUGUAGGUCAGGUCGGGCAAGGCGUCAUGGUUACGCCUGAGGGUGGUUACGUCGUAGCGCAGCCCGAUGUCGCAUCAUGGCAGAAGCAAGUGACGAAGCACAAGGGUGUGACGGAGGCCGAUAUUCGUGAGCGCACGCCCAUAGAUCCAUCCCUCGUAUGUCCGAUAGACAACAAGCUCUACCGUGAUGCUGUCAAGACACCAUGCUGUGGUACUCUCUACUGUGAAGAAUGCAUACAGACGUAUCUGCUUGAGCGCGACUUCAUCUGCCCCAAUUGCGGCGCUAAGGUUGCAUCACUCGAUAAACUGAUGAUGGACAAGCCCACGCGGACGAGGGUAGCAGAUUACAUCGACCAAGAGAUCGAGAAGAGCAAGCAUGAAAUCGAGGAGGAGAUCAAGUCAACAGGGACGCCGGAGCCGUCCAACAAAGAAAAACAAGCAUUGGAAGCCGCAGCAUUUGAUCAGGAGUACUACGAGCAGCAGCCCGGCAACGAGCUGGAUGUGUCACAGAUCAUAGCCGAAACGAUCCCCCAACUUCAAGCGCAAAUAUCCCAGAUCCAAAUCAUGCUCAAUAACCCGUCGCUUCCGCCACAGGUACGGCGGCAGACGCAGAUGAAGCAUCAACAGCUGCAGAUGGAGCUUCAGCAGGCUCAGGUCGUCGCGAUGGCCGCGUCGUUCCAGCCUGCCGCAGCGGCUGCAGCAGCGAUGCCGUUCAACAACAUGCAGGGCUUCCAGCAGGACUUCCACCCCGGCGCGUGGACGAGCUCGUUCCCGAACCAGCAACCUGCGAGCCAGGAUUCGGCAUACCAGCGCCUGCCGCUGAACAACAGGAGGAGGAACCUGAAGCGCGAGCGGCCGUCGGAUUUCUUGGAGGUAGGAGGGAGCGAACAGGACGCGAAGAUUCCGCGGUACUGGGAGUGAUGGAGAAGCGGUUUAGUUCUAGAUUGGGGAAGGUCAUCGUUGAGUCCGGGACGGCGGGUUCUUGCACUGAACAUUCAUGCUAGCCGUCACUCUCCACGAUAGCUCUCAUGCUUGCAUGUACCUAGAUUCUGACGCACGCAUAUAAUAAUAACAAUAUCACAUUCGAUGCAC
Messenger RNA from Laetiporus sulphureus 93-53, 1969 nucleotides. RefSeq names its product DWNN-domain-containing protein. The transcript is spliced from 7 exons. Gene Ontology annotation, cellular component: nucleus. Gene Ontology annotation, biological process: mRNA processing; ubiquitin-dependent protein catabolic process; protein ubiquitination. Lineage: Eukaryota; Fungi; Basidiomycota; Agaricomycetes; Polyporales; Laetiporaceae. Bases 101 to 1798 code for a protein of 565 amino acids. The record is from RefSeq and is a predicted model, not a curated record. Gene Ontology annotation, molecular function: zinc ion binding; nucleic acid binding; ubiquitin protein ligase activity.